AAAAAUGACACUUCAUUGGCAUUUAUACACACAAAAGAGUUUUUAUUUUUGAUGCCAUUACGCAGGAAGCUGAUCAAAUACAAAUGUUGCUUUUGUAUGUCAUUGAAGACUGGGUGCGUUAUAAUUUCGUUCUACACCUUGUUUUUCGGAUUUAUUAAUGCGGGCACCAUUGUCGAUGAUGCAAUUUACAAACAAACCAGUAAAACUGAUAAAUCGAUCAAAUGGUUCAAUGUUUUCCAUAUCGCUCUGAUGAUCGCGGCCGCCGUAGUCCUGCUGAUAGCUAUUAUGUCGAAAAUUAUGAAAUUAGUUAUCCUUUGGAUAACAAUGUUCGUCAUCCACAUGAUAUCCUACUACAUUGUCUUCCAUGCACUACCAUACGGUCGAAACCCUUACUUCCACAGCGCUCUCUCCAUUUCCGUCUAUGUACUGGCGAUGCUGAUUACCCUCGUGAUAGACUUGUACUGCAUCCUCAUUGUCUAUUUUCAUUAUUAUGUGACGAGAAAUCCAGAUGAAUUCCGACCGCCUUGUGUGGACAAAUAAGGCGCUUGGCAAGGAGGAGGUAGGAUAUGCAGAGCCUGAAUUUAUCUUUAUUUUUAGACUCCGUGUAUAUAUUCCCUACACCUGUUCAUCAAGUGAGAAGACUGCCAGCGUGAUGAUAACAGCUUGUACCGUGUUAAUAUGGCAGACUCAAUUUUCUUUAUAAUUUCAUUAGCAUCUUGAUGAGAACUGAAAACGAUUCCACGCGUGCUAGAGACACACACACAUAUCGAGCGGGAAACUCUAGGCUAAUGCUGAUGCUAAUGAGGCCAUAAUAUAAAUUGCUUAAAUUGAAAUUAUGCAAAAAAGUUAAUACUCCCCACAUCAGGCUCAAGAGGACAUGGCGGCAAGGACGGGGAUAUAAUUUCGCUUGACUUUGACUUUGGCACCAACAGUUGGCCAGGCAAUAUAACAAGAUUUCCCGGAGACUUCCGCUGUGUAAAUAAAUUACGUAUACGCCAUGUGUUACGCAGAACAUA
Messenger RNA from Drosophila serrata, 1016 nucleotides. RefSeq lists its product as uncharacterized. Lineage: Eukaryota; Metazoa; Arthropoda; Insecta; Diptera; Drosophilidae. The record is from RefSeq and is a predicted model, not a curated record.